Messenger RNA from Betta splendens (Siamese fighting fish), 1469 nucleotides. RefSeq names its product ADP-ribosylation factor-like 8Ba (gene arl8ba). Gene Ontology annotation, molecular function: GTP binding; GTPase activity. The transcript has 7 exons. NCBI's taxonomy places the organism in Eukaryota, Metazoa, Chordata, Actinopteri, Anabantiformes, Osphronemidae. The record is from RefSeq and is a predicted model, not a curated record. Gene Ontology annotation, biological process: anterograde axonal transport; protein transport. Bases 115 to 675 code for a protein of 186 amino acids. Gene Ontology annotation, cellular component: lysosomal membrane.
GAUCAUAUGACAGCUGCCUGCGUCCCACUUCCCUUGUCCGCUGGAAAACGCCACAUCUGACCAGGGAGGGAGACACAGACACAGCGGCAGGGCAGUGUGACCACCGACUUCAAGAUGCUGGCACUAAUGAACCGGCUUUUGGACUGGAUCAAGUCUCUGUUCUGGAAGGAGGAGAUGGAGCUGACGCUGGUCGGGCUCCAGUACUCGGGGAAAACAACAUUCGUGAACGUGAUCGCUUCUGGACACUUCAGUGAAGACAUGAUCCCUACAGUCGGGUUCAACAUGAGGAAGGUCACCAAAGGAAAUGUCACCAUCAAGAUCUGGGAUAUAGGCGGGCAGCCAAGGUUUAGAAGUAUGUGGGAGCGCUACUGUCGGGGAGUUAAUGCAAUCGUGUACAUGGUUGACGCAGCAGAUCAAGAAAAGGUGGAGGCUUCUAGAAAUGAGCUUCAUAAUUUAUUAGACAAACCCCAGUUGCAAGGGAUUCCUGUGCUGGUUCUCGGUAACAAAAGGGAUCUUCCCAGUGCGUUAGACGAAAAGCAGCUCAUUGAGAAAAUGAAUCUGGCUGCUAUUCAGGACAGAGAGAUAUGCUGCUACUCUGUUUCCUGCAAAGAGAAGGACAACAUUGACAUCACACUUCAGUGGCUCAUCCAGCACUCAAAAUCACGGAGAAGCUGAAGAAGCAGGAGUUGAUCCCCCGGUGUGUUUACCAUGUUACCGUCAUGCCACGUUUUCACCACUCUGUAUUUGUGUACAGCUGUAUCUACUCACAUGUUGCUUUGUACUGCUCUUUUCAAAAAAUGUAUUUUCCCCUUUAUGCCUUCUGAUUCUUCACUGACAAUGCACUACUGAAAAUGUACUUCCAGUACCAAACCUAAGGAAAGUAAGUGGCAUUAUUCAUUCUGAAGCUAUAGUUAAUGUCCGAUCUGCCAUUUACCUUUACAGGUGCUGGGUUGAUUGUAUCCAGUGGUUAAUAAUGCUAAUCUUGGGUAUGAAAAAGCAGGCUCACAUUAAACUCGUCUUGUGUUCUUCACAUUUCUGUUGAGCUCUACUCAAGUCAUUGUUUCUGACGAUGGUCACUCUAUGCUUGAUUAGAUUUUCUUCUUUCAAGGACAUGUCAGUUGUUUUAGAAAUUGACAUAUUUAAGCAAGUCAGCGUGGGCAGGUCUGUACAAAUAUCAAUCUAGUGUGAUUUUUACUGAUGUGAGUUGCGUGUGUGAAUAAAUAUGAAUCUAUUUAAAGUAGAAUGUACUACGCUAAAGCUGUGUGGGGAUGUGUGGUUCAUAUUGGUCUCUGUAAGUAGCCUCAAUGGAAUGAUGUCCUUUGUGCUGCCUUGAUGCUGAGAGUGGCAGCAUUUAAAGUGCCUUGUGCAGCGUCUCUCACCUCUGAAGCAAAGCAGCAGCCAAGGUGUGCUUACCUGGAGAAACACCUCGUUAAUAUAUUCAACAAAUAAAAGGCGUGGUUUUUAAUUUA